UGGGGGAUUACCAUAACCAUACUGUACCCUCGACAUUGGCCAGUCCGUGUUCUCCACCAUGGGCACAGCAGGAAUUUAGGGGUGCACCUUGACCACACCAGAAGGGUUCCAUCCUAAACAAACUGGGGUUGUCAUUGUCAGUAAUUGUGUGAAACGAAGGGUCACUGUUGUGGUGCAACCCCAACCUGAUGAUUUAGAGGAUCAUAGUUUUGCUGUCAAAAGAGGACGUGAAUUAUCAAAUAUCGAUUAGAUUCAUUAUUUUCUUGGCCUUCAGUUUUGUCUCCCUCAUUUAUUUGGAUUACUUCAGAGAUGUUUUAUAUUUUCCUUUCUACGUGAAAGCUUUGGAUUAUCGUCCCCAACCUGAACCUGUUCUUCACCAUCAGACGGAUCUUCCUUAUUAUUUCAACUUACAAGAGAUCAACCUGAUAAUAACUCACCAACGCACCCUGGAAAGGCCAAGCCGUACCUGUUUGUCUAAUACAACAACCUUUGCAUAACCUACUCCUAUGAAUCGCAGUAGUCCACCUUUGUCCCCCAGAACUUUCCUUCUUUGAACCUACCGAUAUUCUUUCCCUCAUCCUUCACCAUUAUCUCUCUCUACUUGAUUAUCCCAACAUCUCCUCCCUCCCUCCCUCCCUCCCUCCGUCCUCUUCUUCUUCUCUCUCUCUUCCUUUGUCUCUGUUGGUUGUUGCCAUGGCACUGCUGAAGCUGCAGUUCCCCCUGCAGAGGCGUGUGCGUCUGGCCCAGAGUCUGUGGCUGCUGUCCUGGCUGGCCGUGCUGGCUGGGGCCUUCACCUUCUCCCUGGGAGUGUACCUCAAGACUGAGCUGCUCCGCAGGGCAGAGGUGAUGGAUAACACAGAGAUCCACGUGGUGCCCAACAUUUUGAUGCUGGUGGGCUUGAUAACCAUCGGGAUCAACCUGUUUGCUGGGCGGGUGUGUCAGGACUCCCUGGACUCUGCCCGGUUCCCCCCCUGGAAGCCCUUCCUGCUGCCCUGGUAUGGCCUGGCCUGGAUGGUGUGUGUCUGGUUGCUGUCUGCUGUGGUGCUCAGCUAUGCCCUGCAGGGACACCUCGAGGAGUCCCUCAAGGUGGGCCUGAGGAACGGUAUCCGGUUCUACCGGGACACGGAUGUCCCGGGCCGCUGCUUCCAGAAGGAGACCAUCGACAGGCUGCAAAUGGAACUGCGUUGCUGCGGCAACACCAACUACAGGGACUGGUUCGAGGUGCAGUGGAUCAGCAACAGAUACCUGGACUUCACCUCUAAAGAAGUCAAAGAUCGUGUGCGUAGCAACGUGGACGGUCGUUACCUGAUGGAUGGAGUCCCGUUCAGCUGCUGUAACCCUGGCUCCCCUCGGCCCUGUCUCCAGAACCACCUGACUGACAACACUGCCCACUACAACUAUGAGCACCAGAGUGAGGAGCUGAACCUGUACAACCGCGGCUGCAGACAGGCGCUGGUCGACUACUACAUGGGCCUCAUGAACACCAUCGGCCCCGGGAUACUGUCGGUCAUCUCCUUGCAGAUGUCAGUGUUGGUGAGUCUGCGGUACCUGCAGACGUCUCUGGACGGCGUGGACCCGGAGAACCCCGAAGCUGACAGUGAGGGCUACAUCCUGGCAAAGGGGGUGAAAGAAACCAUGAUGGACGUCAAGAACUCCAUGUUCAAACUGCUCCAGUUCGGACAGGUGGAAGCAGGUGAUGAGGCAGAAGCAGGGGCGGACGGCGAGAAGGCAGCCACGUCCAGCUAGAUGAAAUAUAAUAUAUAACCAUAUAUGGGUUUGAGACAGGGAGGGAGGCAUCUUAGUUCUGUGACCUCAUGGUGGUCUAGCCUGUGACCAGGCUAAUGGUGGGCUAGCUAGAGCUCUGUGUUGGCUUUGACACAUGCACUGAACUUUUUGUCUUGAUUUAUACUGCAACAAUGUACGAGCACUAAAAUACAUAAGGAAUCUUAUCUUAUCAUGCUCUGCAAGAUCUAACAAUGCAGAGGGUUUUUAACCUGACAAAAUUUGGAAUGAUAAUCUUUGAGUCAAGAACAAAACAUGACAGUCAAGAAGACACUGGAAGGCACCGAAGAACACACACAUUCACAAAAUAAUUCACACACACAUUUGAUAAAUACUCAAAAAGAAUACUCACAUAUUCGUACAGGAGUAAAUGAAAACACACACACUUUGAAGUACACUAAUGUUCUGAUGAUCUUCCAUUCAGAUCUGACUAAAUCUAAAGCACACAGUUAAUGUAAUAAUACAAAACACUCACUCUGUGUGAAGAAGGCCUACAGUCAAUUGAAUACUGAAAUGGCUAUAGAGUUUGUUAACGCACUGCUAAGUAACGUGUCAAGAUGAUGUGAAGUUGGCAUCAGGCAUUUAAUAUAUUAAAGUUAGUUGCUUUUAAUGGA
This is a messenger RNA of Oncorhynchus kisutch (coho salmon), 2396 nucleotides long. RefSeq names its product RDS/peripherin-like protein xRDS35. The coding region runs from base 694 to 1746 and encodes 350 amino acids. Gene Ontology annotation, cellular component: plasma membrane. The record is from RefSeq and is a predicted model, not a curated record. The transcript has 6 exons. Gene Ontology annotation, biological process: visual perception. Lineage: Eukaryota; Metazoa; Chordata; Actinopteri; Salmoniformes; Salmonidae.